Molecule: messenger RNA, 5126 nt
Organism: Chenopodium quinoa (quinoa)
Lineage: Eukaryota; Viridiplantae; Streptophyta; Magnoliopsida; Caryophyllales; Amaranthaceae
Product: cytochrome P450 94A1-like
Exons: 1
Coding region: 420-1988 (522 amino acids)
Molecular function (GO): monooxygenase activity; heme binding; oxidoreductase activity, acting on paired donors, with incorporation or reduction of molecular oxygen
Source: RefSeq, a predicted model, not a curated record
GUCGUUGUGGUCAAAUGUUUCAUGCCUCAUUGCAUAUGCCGAGUUUUGUGUACAACUGUACAAGUGUGAGACUCAUGUAAGUAUAUAAUACUGUUUAAAUUUAUUUUACAUUUUUUAAGGGAACUAUAAUUUUAUACAAGUACUUAAUUACUUGUUGUUGAGCCAUUUGAUUAUUGUUUCUUGCACAAUUUUCUGUAUUUAAUUGUCAGGCUACUUGGAAUUUUUAAACUUACUUCAAAUAAGAACUUCUGAACUUGUGCCAUUCCAAACUACUUGAACAAAUCUUCAAAACAUUAUAAAAUAUGCUCAAUAAGAGAGGAUCUUCAAACCUCCUUUCUUUUCAUCUACAAACUCGUGGUUCUCUUUCAGAUUUGUGGUCAUUUUCCCAAAAACACUCAAAAGUUGACAAAUCAUAAAUCAUGUUUGAGCUUGGAAAGUUGUUAGCCCCGUUUUUGCUGAUCUUCCCAUUGCUUCUCUUGUACUUGAUCAAGAAGUUUUUAUCCAUCCAAACAACAAAAACCUGCCAAACUACUAACUUCGAGUUCCCCAAAGCUUACCCUUUGAUUGGACAUUUGAUCGCGGUCUUGAAGCAAAAGAAGGAUGAAAGAUUCAGGUGGAUCGCUAGUCUGAUAGUCAACUCUCCAUCGUCCACCUUUGUCAUGCACCGUCUGUUUGGACAUCAGAGCAUCCUUACAGGAAACCCUGCCACGGUGGAGCACAUGCUCAAGAAUCAGUUUCCAGUUUACCAAAAGGGCCCUUUCCAAAAGGCCAUUCUCAAAGACCUCCUAGGUGAUGGCAUAUUCAAUAUUGAUGGUGAGAUGUGGAAGUUUCAAAGACAAGUUGCCAGUUAUGAAUUUAACACCAGGUCCUUGCGGAAGUUUGUUGAAAUAGUGGUUGAUGCCGAGCUUUCAGAUAGGCUGAUCCCGUUGUUGUCUGAUGCAGCCAAGAACCAAACAGUCCUAGAUUUCCAAGAUAUACUCCAAAGGUUUGCAUUUGAUAAUAUUUGCAAGAUUGCUUUUGGGUAUGAUCCAGAAUACUUGUCACCCUCUUUACCACAAGCAAGAUUUGCAGUUGCAUUUGAGGAUGCUGUGACGAUCAGUAGCCAACGAUUCAGAUCUUUUUUCCCUAUUCUAUGGAAAAUCCGCAGAUUUCUUAAUAUUGGGUCAGAAAAAGAGCUUAAAGAAGCAGUCACAGAGAUCCGGAACUUUGCCAAAACAAUUGUUAGACAGAAAAGGCAAGGGGUGGUGAAAGAUUCAGAGUCAUUAGAACCAGAAGACUUAUUGUCAAGGUUUCUAAAAUCAGGCCACACUGACGAGAAAUUCGUCACUGACAUCGUUAUUAGCUUUAUCCUUGCAGGACGAGACACCACAUCAUCAGCUUUAACAUGGUUUUACUGGCUCCUCCAGAAGAACAAACAUGUUGAAGAAGAGAUCUUACGAGAGAUCAACAAAAACAGGGGAAAACAGAAAAAUAAAACAGAACAUUCCUCUCUUUUUGACGAAGUCAAAGUCAUGGUUUACACUCACGCUGCAUUAUGCGAGAGCAUGAGGCUAUACCCACCAGUGGCAUUAGACACCAAGGAGGCUGCCAUCAACGACGUGUUGCCAGAUGGCACGAAAGUGAAAAAGGGUACUUGGGUAUCUUACAGCGCUUAUGCUAUGGGAAGAAUGGAAGGUAUAUGGGGCCUUGAUUGGGCUGAAUACCGGCCAGAGCGGUGGCUAGAAGUGGAAGAUGAAAAGACAGGGGCAGGGAAGUGGAAGUUCGUGCCUCGAGACCCAUAUUCCUACCCGGUUUUUCAUGCUGGACCCCGGGUUUGCCUUGGAAAGGAAAUGGCAAUCUUGCAAAUGAAGAUGGUGGUGGCUGGUAUCUUGGAGAGGUUUCGGGUUGUUCCAGCAGUGGAAGAAGGAAUUGAGCCAAUUUACGUUGCGAAUUUGACCGCUAAGAUGCAAGGUGGUUUUCUAGUAAGGAUUGAAGAAAGGACUGUAUAACAUGUAAGCAUGGAGAAUUUCUAAGUUUAAGCACAUUAAGAAGAUUCUAAGAGGUUGUGUUAUUUUAAAUUACUUACAUUAAUUUUCAAUCAUUUUAGCUCCAAUAUAAAUGCAUCAAAACAUGUCAUAUGGCUAUGUCAUAGUGUGAAGGGUAUUUAAUUUUCUUUUGAGUUAAUAGAUUAAAUUUCAGUCCACUUACAAUGGAAAGAAAAGUAUGGAUCAUGCUUAAACAAUAUAUGAGGUGAAACCACAGUACCACACUGAAGAUAAUAAGAAAAUAAAGCUCAAAACAAGAAGUUCCAACAGAUAAACUACAUUGAGCAGCACUGAAAUGAAUCCUGCUGCGAGCCUGUGAUACAUUGACCAGACACCACUGUUCCCAGGACCCAAGCUGCACACUUGUGAGACAGAAAAAGUUUAACCUGGCUGAAAAGAUUUGUGCUGCAAGCACAUGUGCUGGUAAGGAUUGGGCAGUGGGACAGGUCCAGCUCUGUCCAGCCCGGGUUCUGGCUUAACCCAAAUCACCAGCCAGGUUAGCCCACCUAAUUAUUAGCUUCUAUUACUUCUUUAUAAAGUGGACUGCCUCCCAGCCCCAUUGCUUCGUGGUUGAAUCUAAUUCCUCCAAACAGACCUGACCCACCUCCUAAACCGGCCUUUGGCCACCCAACUAAUGCCAACAAAAGUGAAUUUGGUUGAAAUGAUUUUACAGGCAACUUCAGAAAUGAAAUCCAUUUAUAUGACAGUUUAGUAGAGUAUUCUGCCAAUGACUCUGGCCUAUAGAAGUUAUGUAAUAUUUCAUUAAACCUAGUUCUGAAAUCACUUCCUAUAACAUGGCCACACCCGACAAAGCACUGCCCCAAAAAACCUCUUUCUCAAAAUGCUACAAUCACAGAUCCCUUUAUUCCAACCAAGAGCAGUUGCACAAGAGCUUCAAUAAUGCUUAAAAUCCAAAGAAGCAUCACUCGAUGACUUUUUUACAAUCAAACCACAAAUGCCAUAUUCCCUUAAACCUUUUCUACUGAAAUAAUACGACCACAAAAAUUCCAACACCACAAUUUUAAUGGACUGCCACAGCACGAGACACCAAUUAUUGUAAACAUGCACCCAUCAUGCUUUUCGAUUCCUUUCAUGAUGCAAAAUCAUUAAUUAACAUCAGCUUGCUUCAUUGACCCCAUUUGCUCACAAUGAGCACUUAGAAUUCACAAGCCACAAGAGAAGGACCUCAUAUCCUCAAAACUUAAAAUCUGGAUCAUCUUGAUAGCCUCAUUUGCUCAUACACAGAAAAUUAAGUUUCAAUUCAAGGCGUACAACGCCAUUAUCCUCAAAACCUUAGCAAUGUCUACUUCUAGACCCUUCUCGACCAAAUGUGGAAAUAAUCCGGUGGUGUCUAUAAUUGUGGUAGGAGGACUUUAUAUCGUUAAAAUAGUAAACCGGUAUCAAAUUUCUAUUUCUCAAUCAUUCUGAAUUUUACUAUCUAGAGACUUAUAGUACCCGAACUUGCCCUCUGAUCACUGCAAAGUCUCACCUUUCUCAAUCUGAUAUACAGUCCAGGUCGUUUAUUAGGCGGUACCAGAAAUCCUACAGUUGCCAAUCUGACCAAGCUCCAAUGUGAUCUUAACUUCAAUCCCUACAUCAAUAAUUAAUACAAAAUCUAUGUUCUCCAGUAAACAACUACAACAAAUAAAAAGCAUGCAAAAACAAUCAAAGAUCAGAGAUAGCAUGCAAAAUAAUUAUUGUUCAAAUUUCCCAUUCUUAUUCUACUCAAUCCUCUUAUUUAAUUACCCUGUGAUAACAAACUCACCACUUUAAGCUGCAAAAAUGAUUGUAACAUUGGUAGAUAAAUCAAAUCAAAUUACAAUUUAAAUUCUUGAUCAGAGUUUAAUCGGUAUUUAACAAGCAUUCUUAAGUCUGAUUAGGCCGAUUAGGGUUUCCAUUUUUAUCAACCAAAAUUAUACAAGUAAUCAACAUUCAGCAAUAACCAAAAUCACCUAAUUUCCAUUAAAAUUUCCUUCCUUUCAUCAACUUCCGAUUAAAAUUGAAAACAAACAGUAAUCAAUCAACAGAUUAAACCACCCUUCAAUUGUAAUUACAAUGAAAUUAAUCAACCUUUCAUCCAAAUUUUCGGGUGAACCUUGAAGAUUAUAAGCCAAUUAAUUAACAAAAUCUCGGAAAUUAAUUCAAAGAUAAAAUCAAAAUCAAGCAAGGGUAGAAAUAAAUUGCAAUAAACAAUAAUUAAUAACUCGGAUUAGAAAGAAUUUGAGAUAUACUAUGAGUAUGACAAUGGCGUCUUCUUUUGUUAAAAAUGAUGACGAAUGCUUAGGAAAAUAAAUUGAUUUUCGCAGUCGAAGAUACGAGGAAUUAGCUUUUGGAAUUAUUUUUUGAGUAUGAAAGAUGAAGAUAAUUUUUGCCGAAAAAAAAAAAAAAAAAAGGGAAGACGAGGAGUGAGUUUCAGUGAAGCCUGAGUAACAGUAACGAACAAACGAGGGAAAUGAUAUUGCGGUGAUCGGCAAAUGGUUUUUUUUUUUUUUAGUUUAGUCGGCUACUCUCUCCGUAUUUUAUUACUGGCUCCACUUUUAUUUUGCGUAUUUUAUACAUGUUUAAUUUUCCUUUUAGAAAACUUUUGAUAAUAUUUUACUAUUUUUCUCCCCGGUCACCUCAUAUCACAUUUUUAAUAUUUAUCAUAUUAUCUCUCCUCCCUACUUAUACUCGCUUUUGCUUUUUUAAAAAAUUUUAUUACUUUUUUUUUUUUUAUUUUAACCAACUCCACUUCUAUCAUAUUUUAUUACUUUUUACAAUUUCUCCUAAAACACUGCACAUGAAGGCAUAGAGCAAGUAAAAAAUACAGAGGGAGUACUAGAUGUGUUUGGUUGUUAACUUUUUUUUUUUUUAUUGGCUUUUAAGCCGAUUUUUUCAGCCAAAAGUUAAUAUAGCCAAUAGGAGUAGUUUUUUUAAUGACUUGUUAGCUCACUUUUAUUUUCACUAAUAAUCAAUUUAUAAUCAUGACUAAUUUUGUCACACUUUUGUAAACAUCUGACUUAAACAGUCAAAUUAAAAAAGCCGAUUCAGAUAGCUAAUUCUUUUUAGAUGGUCAAACAAGUCAAACAAAUCAGCCAACAACCAAAGCCAAUCGUCGAUUAU